Anastrepha ludens (Mexican fruit fly) is the source of this 3089-nucleotide messenger RNA. RefSeq names its product ras-related and estrogen-regulated growth inhibitor. Lineage: Eukaryota; Metazoa; Arthropoda; Insecta; Diptera; Tephritidae. Bases 2164 to 2787 code for a protein of 207 amino acids. The record is from RefSeq and is a predicted model, not a curated record. Gene Ontology annotation, molecular function: GTP binding; GTPase activity. The transcript has 5 exons.
UGCGAUCAGUACGGUUGAUCAGCAACAUGUUGAAGAGUUGGCCAGCAAGCCACGGACGAAUUAACGCUUGCAGUAGUGAGGAGUGGACCGAAAAUUCAACGCGAUGAAUAGUGCCGGUUAGACUAAUUGAUUAAAAUGGCAAAAAACAAAUAGAGCAAAAACAAAAAAAAAAAAAAAAACAACGAAGAAACAUAGAAAAUAAUCAAAAAUUUAAACAUAGAAGUGUUACUCCAAAAAGACAUUAGUGAGCGAAAAAAAUGAGCUGGAAGUGUUUACAUGAUUCAAAGAGAAUUUCUUUUUUUCUUUUUGUGAAAUUAGUUAGAAGUUCGAUAGAUAUUUUUUUACAUCAAAUGCACUAAUAUUGAUUCUUUAAAGCCUAUGUAUAUUAGAAAUAUAUUUGCAUUAUCGUGAAUUUCUACUUCGGAGACUCGAUUUUCGUUUUCAACUGAACAUAUGUACGUACAUAAAACUUGGCACAUUAUAAAAAUAAAUAAAAAGUACGCCAAAUACCGAUCAGACGAGUGCUACGACAGCCAAAAACGCUGCCAAAUGAACGAUCAACAUUCGCUUGUCUACAUGCAUAUGUAUGUAUAUGUAUAUAUGCAUGCAUAAGAAGUGUGAAAUGAAACAAAAAAAAAACAUAAGGCAACCACGCGAUCAGCAACAGAGAAAAUAAGUGGAAUAGCAGACAAAUUUAGAGCGCUGAUAUAGAACAGCAUGGUGGUUUUCGAAAUUGUUUGUACUACAAAGAAUUAAUAAUUAAACAACAGUCAUACAAACGGCGAUACAAUGAGAACGCAGCACAACACCGCGUAUGAGUGACUUUUUUCGGCUUCAAUGGUUUCAGUUUCAUACAUAGCAAUGUGUCUGGAUAAGAUUUUAUUAUAUAUUUCGUUUUUUUUUUAUUUUCUGUAUGUCAAAUUAAAAAUGUGAAAGUGCUGUUAUUGUUGACAUUAAAAAACAUAUUUGUUAACAGCUAAAAUUGCAAGUAACAAAAGGGGAAAAGGUGUACUUAUGUAAAAGAACUGAUUGUCCGUCAGAGAAAGCUGUAGAAAUUCUGGUGCAGAUGCGUCAAUUUAAAAACAAUCAGUCUUGGAUAUAACGAAUUAUAACUCAGUGCUGUUUUGUGGUUGUGUGCAAAUGUUCGCUGCUCGUUGUUGAUCGCUGAUCCUGUGUACCACAAUAAAAGAUCGCUUGUGCGUUAAAACGUAUGUUGUUGGAAAAAUAAGAAACGAAGUGCCGGUUGAAAACAAAACAAUAACAAAUGUGAAACAAUCUAUAGCGAGCUGGUGUAAACAUAUGAAAUUAAAGCUCCCGGCUGAAAAAAAAAAUUCCGAGAAAGCCGAAAGAAAAAACUUUUUUUAAAUAUAACAAAAGCAGCAAAUCAACGCCAAAUAAGUGAUUGCAAGUAGAAAAAAGCAAAAUACAAUAGAAAACGGAAAGUAAUCAAAAAUAAAAAAAAAUCAUACGUGAAAAAACUUAAGUAUUUAUACGUGUUUUAGAAAACUAUUGUUUUUUUUUGGUUGCAAAGUUUUCCUACCUUCCUAAAAUAAAUCAAUUAGAGCAGCCAAAGAAAUUUACAAGAAGAACAACAUCAAAGUACAUGAAAAGUGCAAGCAGUGAAUUGAGUAAAACCCAGCCACAUCCAUAUAAACAUAUAAACAAAUAAAUUCUGUAUAGAAAAAUGUGUACGUGCUCGCGCCGCUAAAUAUUUUCAUUCAUAUUAUUUGUGCGUCUGUGCAGGGUUCGGCAGCAAAUUGUGUUCAAUGCAUGCACUCACAUACAUAAGUAGUUACGUCACUGUGUGAAAUCAGCACAUUUAUUUAUUAUUGCCACGGCCAAAAAUUUAAACAAAAAUCACUACAAACUACACAAUAACUGCGUCGGUGAAUAAAUACAUUUGCAUGUGUAUGCUCUACCUGCGUAAAAAAAUAUAAACUUAUAUAUACAAAUUUGUGCAUUUAAAACCACAAGUACAUUUUCCAUUCCCGAUCGCCUCAACUGUCGACUGUGGGUCUUCGCAUAAAAAAAAACGUUCAACUUAUUCACUCAUCUGGGCUUGUGGAUUUCAGUUGUGGUUUUUGGUGUGGUUUGUUGUUGUGGUAUUGUUUUUUUCUAUUUUAUUUCAUUUGGCACUGCAUUGCUCACAUCAAUUUAACGGUAAUGACAACACGCGGUAUUCGACGCAAGAAAUCAACUUUGACAGAAUUAAAAAUUGCUGUCGUUGGAGCGCCGAGCGUUGGGAAGAGUGCUUUGAUUGUGCGUUUCCUCACCAAGCGUUAUAUUGGCGAAUAUGAUCAUCAAACAGAAAAUCGAUAUAAACACGAAGCGAUGGUGGAGGGAGAGCCGGUGCUGUUCGAAUUACUAGACACAUGCCCCAAGGCCGAUGACGAACUUCCCAAUGCCGCCGAAUUAUUGCAAUGGGCUGAUGGCCUUCUACUAGUCUACUCCAUAACCGAUCGUAGCUCAUUCAAUUACAUUCGACGCGCAAAAUCAGACCUGCAAUCGGACACACCCGUUCAGUUGGUCGCUAACAAAGUGGAUAUGGUGCAUUUGCGUCAGGUUAGCCGUGACGAAGGUGAAAUUCUAGCCAAAGACUUUGAAUGUAAAUUCAGUGAAGUGUCGGCGGCGGAUCAUGUCGAUCAGGUGGCGGAAGUUUUCCACGACCUGUGCAAGGAAGUGUUGGCGUCGAAGCGAAAAUCGAAACAGAGCCUCUUGGAACGUAUGCUAGGCGGUGCACGACCCUACAGUCGAGGGAAAAGUGAUAGCAAUUUGCCAAAGGACUGAUACUUGUUGCUAACACUAUUUAGUGGAAACUAGAAAGUAGGCAGAAAGCUGUUCGUAUAUAUAAAACUCUUGUAGCAAUGAAUUUAUAAUGUCGCGGUUUUGAGUAAAGUGACACAAUUAUUUAGUUGAUACUUAUAAUUUUAGGGAAAAUUUAUAAAUAUUCUACGAAGGGUUUUCUCAAAUGUACUAUUUAUAGUUUGGCAUAGUUUUGUGUAUUUUUUAUUUUUUUGUAUUUUCUGUUGUAUGAAUUUCCGAUUUGAAAAGCUAAGCUAAUGUAAUAAAAAGUAAAUGUAUUAUUUGAA